UUUCUUGUUUUUCACUUUGGUUUUUUUCCCUCAGUUUCAAUGGAGAUGGAAUUGGGAGAAAAAAGAACAAACAAAAAUCUGAUUGGGAAGUUACUGGGAAAGGGUCCUGAUUUCUUAAAUAUGGGUUGGAUCAUGAGGACGUGGAGGCCUCGCAAAGGCGUACGAGUGACGGUACUAGGAAACAACUUUUAUUUAUUCUCCUUCGAUUUGGAGGAAGACUUCCUGAGAGCAUGGGCGCGGGGGACAGUGUUUAUGGGGAAACAAUGCCUGGUGGUGAGAAGAUGGCAUCCAAAACUUGAAGGGGAUGAUAGGAACAUGUGCUGUGCACAAGUGUGGAUCCGGCUUAGUGGACUCCACUACCAGGAGUUGCUUUCUUCAAAGAUAAUAUCUGAGAUUGCAUCGGAAUUAGGUCAGGCCAUCGCCAUCGACAGUUCGGAUGGUGAAGUAAGCAUGUGCGUUGAGGUUGAUGUGAAUCAACCAUUAGUCAUGGAGGUGAUGGUGGAGGAUGGAAUGGGAGGAGGAGUUUGGCAGUCCCUACAGUACGAGAUUCCUAUGCUAUGUUUCAACUGUGGAAGAAUGGAUCAUCAGAAGGAAGAGUGCGUGAAUUAUGAUCCACGUGGAGAUGGUGAUCAUGAAUACGGACCUCAUAAUAUGGCUCCCAUGAAGCAUGCAAGGGAACCGGUCUUCGCGUCUCUCCGGUACGUGAGUUGGCGCCGGCCUUGUUCUGGAUGGGUAAAGCUGAACUUCGACGGUGCAGUGAAGGGAAGAAGCCAAAGAGGCGGGGCUGGCGGCCUACUGCGUGAUGCGGAAGGUGAAUUCAUGACUGCUUUUGCGACGCCUGUAGCGACUACCAGAUCAUUAUUUGCUGAGGUAUACGCGCUUCGAGAAGGGCUGGAGUUGGCUGUUGAGUGCGGGGUGGAGUACCUAUGGAUCGAAGGAGACUCCAGAAUAGCCAUUGAGAUGUUGAAUGGAUGGAGGGAAGCUGAGGCAGAAGAAAAGGCGCUUAUGGUGGAUAGCCGGAAUCUGAUGAAGGGGUUCAAAGGAGUAACUGCUAGGCAUGUAUUCAGGGAAGCAAACCAGUCGGCCGAUCAUCUAGCAAACCUGGGUGUAGAAGCAGGUGUUCAUCAGGAAUGGCGAUCAAGAUGCAGCCCGCCCCCUUCCUUGUUACCUUUGCUGUGGAGAGACCUUGCAGGCUGCUUGGUACCACGACUUGUUUUGUAG
Vitis vinifera (wine grape) is the source of this 1221-nucleotide messenger RNA. RefSeq lists its product as uncharacterized. The record is from RefSeq and is a predicted model, not a curated record. The coding region runs from base 40 to 1221 and encodes 393 amino acids. NCBI's taxonomy places the organism in Eukaryota, Viridiplantae, Streptophyta, Magnoliopsida, Vitales, Vitaceae. The transcript has a single exon. Gene Ontology annotation, molecular function: RNA-DNA hybrid ribonuclease activity; nucleic acid binding; zinc ion binding.